AUGACUCGGACCUCUAAUUGGCCUACUACCAUCACACUGACACUUCAAGGACACAUCUCCCACCUUGAUGCUCUCAUCGCCGAGGCGACUCAGCAGGAUCGAGAGAAUGGCCUCUAUCAUGUUUACGACUACGGACUGAAUUUCAACGCCUUGCGGACCAGCAGUUCUAGUGUGAAAAUCAGUGUAUAUCCGCAGGGAGAAUUGUGCAUGCACGACGAGGCUCCAGUGCUUGAGGUCCCGCACACAGAACGCUUGACACGCAGUACCGCAAGGCGCAUUGCUCAAGCCUAUAGGAAUGCAGCUGCUGAUUCCAGCCAAAGUACUGUUCAUGUGAAUCGGAACACCAUGGGUACAGACAUGGUCACUGCCCCCCUUCCCCAGAACACAGGCGAGGCCAAUGAGGAUGAUAUUACUGCAGCAACCGCUCGUAUCGAUGAGAAUAACGGCUCUGCAGAAAUCGUUUCCGACGAGCUCUCCGCAGAGACUGCUAGAUCCGAUGAAAAUGCAGCUACUGCACAUUCCGAUGAUGGCACAGCGAGUGUUCGUCCCGAUGACAGAACAUCCAAUGCUCAAUCCAACGACGACGGACCGAGUGCUCAAUCCGACGACGACGGACCGAAUGCUCAAUCCGACGACGACGGACCGAAUGCUCAAUCUGGCGAUGACGCACAGAGCGCUCAAUCUGACGAUGAUGCAGGGAGUGCUCACUCUGACGAUGAUGCAGGGAAUGCUCACUCUGACGACGAUGCAGGGAGUGCUCACUCAGACGACGGCGCAGCGACCACCGAUCACGAGGCCGCGCAUAAUCCCACCGAUUUCGGCGACAACACUGAGGAUGUUGAUGACAUGCUCGAGAACUUAGAGAUAAAUGAUGAUGAAGACGAAUCCAGGUCCCAUUUUAGUGACUUUUCUGACAAGCAAGAUCAGGUUCACCCCAAGAAAGAUCGACUUCGAUUCCCGGAUUUCCUCACCUUGGUUACCUUCAGCGACAGAUGUCGCUAUGUUUUGUUCUUGCAUGAGAUCAAACCGUUUGUCAUCCACGACUUUUCUCCUCAUGAGGAAGAACGAGUUCGAACAUCCUCCUUGGACCGUUGCUUAAGGGCACACAUGCGUCAAUGCGUAACUCAAGCACAAUUCGGUUUUGCUGCUUUCCCUGAGGAGGACGAACUGCGCAUCAUGUUCUCGGUGGGGUUGCACUUUUGCGUUCUACGCUUUCUCCGCACUGCUACUCCUCAAUUCGACGAAUACACGGAUAAGCCGGGCACCAAAAUUCCUAAAACAAUCUCAAGCUGGUUCGCCUUAUUGAAUGAAAAGAAGACUGACUAUAGCACAGAAUUCAAGAGACACUGGACGAGUGCCAGGAAACGAGCUGCCGGCUCACAUGUACGAUUCCAUCGCCCUGCAGGUAACUAG
Molecule: messenger RNA, 1413 nt
Organism: Sparassis crispa
Lineage: Eukaryota; Fungi; Basidiomycota; Agaricomycetes; Polyporales; Sparassidaceae
Exons: 2
Coding region: 1-1413 (470 amino acids)
Source: RefSeq, a predicted model, not a curated record